This is a messenger RNA of Dothidotthia symphoricarpi CBS 119687, 693 nucleotides long. RefSeq lists its product as uncharacterized. Lineage: Eukaryota; Fungi; Ascomycota; Dothideomycetes; Pleosporales; Dothidotthiaceae. Bases 136 to 510 code for a protein of 124 amino acids. The transcript has a single exon. The record is from RefSeq and is a predicted model, not a curated record.
GAAGCCUCGCACUCUCCCUGCACGAAACACCACAUCGCCGAACAGCCUUUCAACGCGGCUACCUUCUCUUGAAGGCUAGUAGACACAGCCAAGUCUUCAGAUACAACAGAAAGGCUCUCCCAAGUCCGGAGAUAUAUGCAGCCCUCGCAGUCAUUUGCGAUUGAUGCUUUUCUUCUAGCAAACUCAUGCCGCACCCGACAUCGCGACACCCCGCCUCCACACUCAACAAACCACACGCUCUGCAUAGCGAACAAUACUCCGAGAAAGAGGCUUUGGAAGGGAGGGAAAACAACGAGAGACAAAGGAAGUCGUAGUGAGAAGAGGAGGGGGAUGGGUUGCUUACCUAGAUGUACAGGAAAAGUUUAUAAAACUACCGUCGACGGCAGCAAAUUGAAGCACGAAACCUUCUAUUCGAGAGACCCAACAAUGUAUUCUGAUGAACGUCAUCAGCGCAAGUUCGUUUCUCGUAUCCAUGAGCCUCCCCCUACCACGCCGCAUACGGGUCGUUAAGCUUUGAGGCAGACGCCUCCGAUUGCGCAGAGGACAAGGACCUUGAGGUGGAUGAAUACAUACCGAGCAAGAUCUAUCCCACAAUAACGCUCAAUCUCUAUCGAAAUAAACGCUUUGGAAGUAACUGCUCUCGUUGUCAGCACAACAUGCGGCGGCUCCAGGUUCGAUGCGGUUCAGCUGCAA